UUUGCAUUACAUAACUACACACACUAAAUGAGGAUUCUUACAUCUACUCAUCAUAAAUUUAUAGGGAAGGGUAUUAUGAUUGUUACGUCCCUGCCUUUUUCAAAUGACACAACAGAAGAAUCAACAAAAUACAUCUUGGAUUCUUAAUUUUAAUUACAUCUCUGAAAAGAAUUAAAAACAAAACACGGAUGAUAUGAAUCACUGUUUACUGCUAACAGAUGGAUACAAUGAACAUGCUGCUAGAUUGUUAGAGAGCGAGAGAGAAAGAAAGAAAGAAGAAAAAGAGGGAGUGCAAUGUGUCAGCAGAAUGGUUACGACUUACAUAGUAUUAUUUCUUGCACUUCAACAACAACUACUUUACCACAACCUGUAGAGAUUUGUUUAUAAGGAGAUGAAUGUGUGUCAAACACAUGUAUACGCAAAACAAUUGUACAUGCACACACUUACAUGAAUGUGAAAGAACAUGUUGAUGUAUAAAUAAUUAAUAAUUAUAUAUUAUCUAUAACUAACUAAUACUGAUAAUGUAUGUUACAUUUUUCAAUACACUUAAUUAGACAUUGUUACGUGUGAUAAGAUUUAACCUAUAUACAUAGACGUUCAAAGCAAACAUAACAUACUCCAUACGUCUAAUUGAUUCACGCGUUGAGAAGACGCAUCCAAUAUUCGGUUCUUCCGAUCGUACGCACGGUAUUUUAUGUCUCCACUUCGAUCUCCGUCACAAUUUGCUGACAGUGGCAUUGUCGUCAUCGUCAUUUGUACCUGAAACAGUUUAGGCCAGAUAAAAUGCAAGCAGUGAAGAAUUAAAUAUAAGGAGUCCAAGAACACUAAUUGACCGAUCAGUUACCAUUUCAACGGAAGUGCGCUCGGUCAAAGUAAUUAAAGGGAAAUAAGCAGCACAUUGGCAUAGAAAUCACAGGUAUUAGGUUAUCACAUUAGACACAGAACCACUCUCACACACGGGUACGUGCGUACAUACAUAUAUCUAUAUAUAUAUACAUAUAUAUUUAUGCAUUUAUUUAAAAAUGGUGGCUUUAAGCGUGUAUGUGUCCGCUUCAGCGAUUGUUAUUCUUGCUGUGGUCCUCGGUGAGUUGUAUGUAUUUACUCUGGACAAAGAGAUCAGAGCACGCAAUCUACGCGCCCAGUUUCUCUGUUUUCUAGAAUGUGUUAUUCUUACUAUGUCCGUGAUUAUAUGGAGAACGUUUGGAAGUCGCCGGUCAGUGCGACCCGAUAGCAACUAUGUUGGCGUUGCAUCUGAUGCUAAAGAUGUUGGCCAACUUCAACGAAGGCGUCGAGAUCAAAACAUUCGCGCUAAGAUUGAGAAUGAAAAUACCUACCUGUCGCUGGCUCUGCGAAUCUUGUUGCUUUUUUACUUAGGAAGCUGUCAUUUAGCAUUUGCCUGCAACAUCUUUUUGAUGGCUGAGAACCCGCAUUGGUUGUCGAUGCUUACUUAUGCUACUUUCGGUUCGCUUAUCCAAUUAGUUACAGCACUGAUUAUUAUAGAAGCCGUCCAUUACCUUUUAAAAUUGUUCUCCAAAAAGAAAAAGCUAUUCCUAAUCAGCAGUCGUCGUUGGCGUCAUCUAAUUGUGGUCACUUACACUAUCUUUAUCUCUGGCCUCGGACUUUACCGCGCCGCACAAUUACCCACAGUCAAAUCUGUCAGCAUUCCUAUUUCGAAACUGCCGAAAUCACUUGAAGGAUUCCGCAUUGUUCAAUUAACAGACAUCCACUUGGGGCCGACAGUUGGUAGACGUAGGUUGGAAGAUGUUGUGGAAAUAGUUAACAGUUUAAAACCAGAUAUUGUUGUGAUGACAGGAGAUUUAGUUGAUGGCUCUGUGCAGAAGUUAAAAGAUGCUGUGGCCCCAAUGCAAGACAUCAAAAGUGUCCAUGGGAAGUUUUUCAUAGCAGGAAACCAUGAAUAUUAUACUGGGGAUGUUGACAAUUGGUAUAAUCACAUGAAGGAACUUGGUUACAUUGUAUUACACAAUACCAACAUCAAACUUCCUCGCACUGGUGUGAAAGCAGCUCAGCAGUUUUGUUUGGCUGGAGUUGAUGACAUUGAUGCUGUUCACUUGGGCUACCAUGGUCAUGGCCCUGAUAUCGAUGCAGCUUUGUCCAGCUGUGAUCCCACGCAACCAGUUGUCGUACUUGCACAUCAACCCAGAGUAGCCAAAACAAUUCUAGAUUCUUCUUACAGAGUUGACUUAAUCUUAUCAGGUCAUACACACGGUGGUCAAAUGUUUCCCAUGAUGAUAGGGGCCUAUCUUAUAAAUCCCUUCUUUGCUGGACUAUACCAGUACCAGGGACGCAGCUAUGUCUAUGUAUCUGAGGGGACAGUGUACUGGGGUAUACCGAUGAGAAUUGGUAGUUCUAUGGAAAUAACAGAAGUUCUUCUGACAAAUAGAUAAUAAAACGCAAAAACAAAAACAACAGAUGUGCAUCUUGUGAUCUCAAAGAAUAUCUUCUGAAACAAUCUCAAACAAAAGAAACAAACAAAAUGCUUUUGACAUUCGUUUUACCAUAAAAGAAAAUGCUACUUGAUGAUCUCGCAGGUGUCAGAACAGGAAUAUGACCAACAUAAACAGCAGCUGAUUCUAAGAGUCAUUUGCUAUGAACACUGUGAAAGUCAUGAGUCAACUAAAUAAUAGUAUUGUGUGUGUGUGUGUGGACACAUUUAUGUGAAUGUGUAUGUAUAUAUGCAUGUGUGUGUGUAUGUUGUAAAACAACUCCCAGUGAUCAAAGAAUAAUUCCUUUAUAUGAAUCGAUUAAGAAACUGAAACAUUCCAGAACAUUUCAGUGUUAUAUUGUUUGUAAAUUUUAAAUUAUCAUCUAUGUGUCCUAGUAAAUUAUUUCAUCUUGGUUAA
Octopus bimaculoides (California two-spot octopus) is the source of this 2861-nucleotide messenger RNA. RefSeq names its product transmembrane protein with metallophosphoesterase domain. NCBI's taxonomy places the organism in Eukaryota, Metazoa, Mollusca, Cephalopoda, Octopoda, Octopodidae. The record is from RefSeq and is a predicted model, not a curated record. Gene Ontology annotation, molecular function: hydrolase activity.